ACUUGCCAACUUGUGUUACCGUACUUCACUUUGUGGUUCUAACUUGACCGACGUGUAGCUAGACUGUGGCUCUCUGUAUCCUCUAUCGUUCUAUAGAUAUCAUGCGGGGCUCUCCCCCUGCCAACAUCCCAAACUCACAGAUCGCAAUGAAAAUGGAAACAAGCAGCAGCAGCAGCAGCUCAUUUCCCAUUACUAGCAAAGAUCUUCCUUGCGAGAUCAUAGAGGGAAUUCUGCUGCAGCUGCCGGUCAAGUCGCUGCUCCGUUUCAAAUGCGUGAGCAAAUCAUGGCUUAAUCUCAUCUCCGACCACAAAUUCAUCAAGUCACACCUUCACCACUCCACCAAACAACACCCUCACCACGAUAAUAAUGAUGGUGAUCGAAUAUCAAACACACAUCUCAUGCUCUCCUCAACAACCCUCAUUCACUCGCUCCAUCUACAACUACCAAAUGCUCGUACCAAACAAGAAGCAGAAGCCCCAGCUGCUGCUGCUCCAACUGAUGCAGAUGAUGCAGUAGUACUCGAAUCCAUGGUGGAGUACCCGGUGGCAUCGACGGUGAGGCGGCCAGCUGUCAAAGACAUCAAGAUCGUCGGUUCCUGCAACGGCUUGCUAUGCUUGGUGCUCGACUUCCAACACAUGAUCAUAUACAACCCCUCCACCAGGCACGUUCAAGAAGUACCCAACCCAGAGGAAACUGUCAUCGGUAGAGAUUACUUUUACGGUUUCGGUUACGAUUCUCGCAAUGAGGACUGUAAAAUAGUGAGGGCCACUUCUUCGAGUAGGGAUGGCAAUUUCGUCACCCAACUUGACAUCUUUACUUUGAAGACCAACUCUUGGCGGACAAAAACCAAAACCCUCCCCUUUUAUUUCAUGUCCAGCGUGGUGGGUACCCUUCUAAAUGGGGCUCUCCACUGGGCAGUCCGUCGAGGAAUCAACAUCAGUCCUUCUGACGGCGAUGACCAUGACCCGAGGCUUUUCGGCAUUGUCACCUUUGAUCUGAUAGAGGAGACUUACAAAGAAAUACCCCUGCCGUGUGACGGUGAUAAGCAUUUCUCUUUCUAUGGGUUGGGGGUUUUAGGAGGGUGUCUGAGUAUGCUCCACAGCCCCCACGGGUCUGAUUAUCAAGUGUGGCUUAUGAAGGAAUAUGGAGUCAAGGCUUCUUGGAGCGUUUUCACAACCAUCCCACAAAAGAUGGAGGAUACUAAGGAGUACAUGGGAUUGAUGUCGCUUUUGUGCGUUUUGAAGAAUGGCGAAAUUCUAAUGAUGUUGCACAACCACAAAAAGGUUGUGAUAUACAAUCCCGGACAGAGGAAAUUUCGUACCAUAUUCAAUUGGGAAAUAGGCUCUUCCCAAGUGGCCUUAUACAUCGAGACUCUAGUUUCCCCAAAAAUAUAUGCACCAUCCUCAUCACCAUGCAUCUCUAGCCGUUCGAGAGCGGACGUCCGCAACCCAGAAAAAGUGAGGAAAUCGCUCCUCCGGCCUCAAUAGCGGGUCGACGGAGCGGCUUGGCUUGUCGGGCGAAGGCCAGGGGUCUGCGAAGCCAAUCUGCAGUUGGGUGGAGUCGCCGGCAACCAGUUAGCAAAGCUGCCCAGAACCUGUAGUUGCAGAGGAGGUCGCUACCCAGAAACCUGCAAUCCCGACCUCAAUCGCUGCUCAGAAGCUGUCUGGAAUGCCUCCGGCCUCUGUCCAGCAAGCCCCGCGCCGCCGUUGCUGCCUGAAGCGACUGCUGCGUUGAAGUCCGCACUUUAGCGUCUGUGAUCGGGCUUGUAUAUAUAUAUAUAUAUACACACCAUAUGCGAGCUGUGUGAUGUAUCUCCGUCCUUGCAAAAGUUGAGUUUGAUUGUACAUGGAAACUUCUGAGUUCAUAAAUUUCAUUCUGAAGAGCUUUUCCAGUU
Molecule: messenger RNA, 1894 nt
Organism: Rosa chinensis
Lineage: Eukaryota; Viridiplantae; Streptophyta; Magnoliopsida; Rosales; Rosaceae
Product: F-box/kelch-repeat protein At3g23880-like
Exons: 2
Coding region: 102-1487 (461 amino acids)
Molecular function (GO): protein binding
Source: RefSeq, a predicted model, not a curated record